Camponotus floridanus (Florida carpenter ant) is the source of this 996-nucleotide messenger RNA. Its product is annotated as protein NYNRIN-like. Gene Ontology annotation, molecular function: nucleic acid binding. The transcript is spliced from 2 exons. Gene Ontology annotation, biological process: DNA integration. The record is from RefSeq and is a predicted model, not a curated record. Lineage: Eukaryota; Metazoa; Arthropoda; Insecta; Hymenoptera; Formicidae. Bases 1 to 996 code for a protein of 331 amino acids.
AUGGGGCCGUUUCCGCCGAGUAAGAGCGGGAACGCAUAUAUCUUGGUCGUGCAAGACCUGUUUACUAAGUGGAUUGAGUGUUGCCCCCUGCGAAAAGCGACCGGCAAAAAGAUCCGCGAGCUCUUGACGGAAUUGAUCGUGAAUCGGUGGGGCGCGCCGCGAGUGCUUCUGACGGAUAACGGCACGGAAUUCAUUAACCGCGAACUGCAGGCUUUUGCGGAGGAGCACGGCAUAACUCAUACGACCGUGCCUCCGUACCAUCCUCAGGCAAACCCUGUGGAACGCGUCAAUAGAGUGAUUAAGACUAUGAUAACGGCCUUUCUUGAAAGCGAUCACCGCGAGUGGGACCUACACUUGACUGAGUUCAGAUUCGCGUACAAUACGGCGUAUCAUACUUCGCUACAGGCAACCCCUGCGUUUUUAAAUUUUGGUAGGGAACCACAGCCGAUAAAUACCGUGCGUGGAAGGCACGAGCAGGCUGUCGAGGUCGCAGAGACGAAUCCCGCGAAUUGGAAGGAACGCAUGGAGAGGAUAAAAGCUUUACGCGAAUGGAUAAUCGAAAAUUUAGAAGCUGCGCAUGAAAAGCAGUCGCGAUACUAUAAUCUGCGAAGGAGAGAUCAACGUUUUGCGAUUGGCGAGCGAGUUCUGAAGCGGCAACAUAUCUUGUCGUCGGCCGCUCAGAACAUAUCGGCUAAAUUAGCGACAAAAUUCCACGGUCCGUUUACUAUCGCGAAAAUAUUAUCGCCCGUGGUUUAUGAGUUACGUGAUGACGCGGGUAGAUCGUUAGGUAAGGGAAUUAACGAAAAGAGAGAAAGAGAAGCGACGAUGUCUCGCAGGUUCCUGGAGCAAUACAGGGACAUAUUCGAGGCUGUCGACGAGGCGCGUCCAGGUUUCUGGACGGCGCUAGCCGAGGAGGCCCGAAGAAUAAUGGAGAGCCGCACCACUACCAGAGGCGCGAUAGUGCGCGAUCCCGGUCCGUUUCCCGGCCCAGCUUGA